Neoarthrinium moseri is the source of this 789-nucleotide messenger RNA. RefSeq lists its product as uncharacterized. Bases 1 to 789 code for a protein of 262 amino acids. Gene Ontology annotation, molecular function: glutathione transferase activity. Lineage: Eukaryota; Fungi; Ascomycota; Sordariomycetes; Amphisphaeriales; Apiosporaceae. Gene Ontology annotation, biological process: glutathione metabolic process. The transcript has 2 exons. The record is from RefSeq and is a predicted model, not a curated record.
AUGUCAGCCUCGAAGCGCCAGAAGUCUUCCAAAGAUUUCCCGUACGAGCUGAUCUACUGGCCUUCAAUCCCCGGUCGUGGCGAACACGUUCGGCUUGCUCUUGAAGAAGCAGGUGCAACAUAUACAGACACAGCCCACGUCAAGGAUGGCAUCCAGACGGUACUUGGCCAGAUUGACGAGAAGAACAUUGGGGACGCCCAGAAUCCUCCGGGACUUGCUCCUCCCUUGCUGAAGCAUGGAGAUCUUCUCAUCAGUCAAACGCCUAACAUAUUGCUGUAUCUGGGCCCUCGGCUGGCUCUUGUUCCCAGCGCAGAGGAUGACGAAGACGGCAUCUACAAGGUUAACCAACUGGCAUUGACGGCCUUGGAUGGGCUCAGCAACGAACCUCAUGACUGCCAUCAUCCCAUCGCCUCAGGGCUGUACUAUGAGGAUCAGAAGCCGGAGAGCCUGAGAAAAAGUCAAGACUACGUCAAGAACCGGCUUCCCAAGUUUCUAGGUUACUUUGAAAGGGUUUUAAGGGGUGAAGCCAGUGGCCAGGGCCCUUGGCUCUAUGGUGGAAGGUUGACUUAUGCUGAUUUAGUCUUGUUCCAGUGUAUCGAUGGAGUAAAGUUCGCAUUUCCAAAGGCCAUGGAGGAAUCUGAGAAGAGUGGCAAAUAUGUGAAGUUAUUUGAGCUUUACGAUGCAGUCAAAUCAAGGCCACGUAUCAAGGACUAUCUGACCAGUGAAAGAAGGCAGAAAUAUUCCAAUGGAAUUUACCGAUACUAUGAGGAACUCGACGUCACCGGAUGA